Molecule: messenger RNA, 1512 nt
Organism: Malania oleifera
Lineage: Eukaryota; Viridiplantae; Streptophyta; Magnoliopsida; Santalales; Ximeniaceae
Product: PHD finger protein ALFIN-LIKE 7
Exons: 6
Coding region: 479-1255 (258 amino acids)
Biological process (GO): regulation of DNA-templated transcription
Cellular component (GO): nucleus
Molecular function (GO): histone binding; transcription cis-regulatory region binding; transcription coregulator activity
Source: RefSeq, a predicted model, not a curated record
AAAUAUAUAAUGAUAGAAAAAAGAGGAAAGAAUUAAGAAUAGAAAAAACCUUGAAAACCCUUCUUCUCCGUCUCCUCCCUCCUCCGUUCUUACCUCUCCUUCAUCCUUUUUCUUCUUCUUCUUCUUUGUCGUCGUCCUUUUCUUCUUCCUCCUCCUUACAUUGUUCUUCUUCUUCUUUUAUUCUCCUUCAUCUGUCAUAUAACAUAUAUACUUAUUUAAAAGAGAAGAAACAAACAAAACCCGGAUACUGCAAUUUUGUAGUUUAAUUCGCGCAAUUUGAUUGAAUGGAGAAGGUGAUGGAGAUGAUUUAGUCGAUUGGGUUUUGGCUAAUCGGAUAGCGCGGGCAGGGGGCAGGCAGCAGAAAGCAGCAGAGGCAGCGACAAAAAACCCUAGUUCAGCCUGCGACCGUGUCCUUCAUUAUCCUCCCCAUCGGAAAACCCAAAUUUUCAGGGACAAAAAGUUUCUCGAGUGGAGGAGAAUGGAGGGCAUACCGCAUCCAAUUCCGAGAACAGUUGAGGAGGUUUUUAGCGACUUCAAGGGCAGGCGUGCUGGCUUGAUCAAGGCUCUCACCACUGAAGUUGAAAAGUUCUAUCAACAGUGCGAUCCAGAGAAGGAAAAUCUAUGCCUGUAUGGACUUCCAAGUGAAACAUGGGAAGUUAACCUGCCUGUUGAGGAGGUGCCUCCUGAGCUACCUGAGCCAGCAUUAGGCAUAAAUUUUGCUAGGGAUGGGAUGCAGGAGAAGGACUGGUUAUCACUUGUUGCAGUUCAUAGCGAUUCAUGGUUGCUUGCUGUUGCAUUCUACUUUGGUGCACGCUUUGGUUUUGGCAAGAAUGAGAGGAAGAGGCUUUUCCAGAUGAUAAAUGAUGUCCCAACUAUAUUUGAAGUUGUGACAGGAAAUGUUAAGCAAUCAAAAGACCAAUCUGCCUCUGCUGCUGCCGCUCAUAAUAAUGGCAGCAAGAGCAAAUCUGGUUCGAAGAUGUCACGGCAGCAGGAGUUCCAGACCAAGGGGAAAAAGAUGUCUCCUCCACCGAAAGAGGACGAUGAGAGUGGGGAAGAAGAUGAAGAGGACGAUGAACAGGGAGCUACACUUUGUGGAUCCUGUGGCGAUAGCUAUGCAACUGAUGAAUUCUGGAUAUGCUGUGAUGUGUGUGAGAGAUGGUUCCAUGGCAAAUGCGUGAAGAUUACACCUGCGAAAGCUGAGCACAUUAAGCAGUACAAAUGCCCAAGCUGUAGUAACAAAAGGGCUAGAGUUUGAAAAUUUUAGGUUUUGAAGUUGGGAGGGUGACAUUAGUCAAAAAAAGGCAGUCCAGGUUUACAAGCUUUUGAGGAACCAUUUGAAAGUAAAACAGGAAAGUUAGUGUCAAAUUUAAGUUGAUGUUUAGAAUGUCUGCAGAUGAGAUUUCAACUUUUGAUACUCUUUUUUGUUUCUGUUUUGUUCAAAUCUCUAUGGGAUUGCGUUCUUUAGACAAUGGCUGGCAUCUAAACCAAUAUAUAUUUUCGCAUUUUUCUAAA